UUUGGCGUAAAAGAUGCGCACACGGUUAUAUGAGGCGAAUAGCAGUAAAGCAAGGGGGUAUCAAACGCGACUUCAAUGCAAAUUGGGUAAAGAUCGUGAAAAUGUCACUAGGACACUUAAAGAAUGACUGCUGGUCAGGUAUGUUUGUUGUUGGUAGCGAAUGACGAAGUAAAGGAAUGGGACUCGAGGUCGACUCGGGGGCUGGGACCUGGAUUAAAGCGAAAUCGAAAACCCGGGUAUAUUGAACAAUGCAAGCAAAGAGGCGCUUGGGGUCAUGGUCCUGGCACGCCUAGAGUUAGCCUUUCUUACACGCGCCGUUAUGGCCGAGUCGCAGUGUGGGUCAUAAUCUCGCUGGACAUUAGCGUGAAUGCAUGUGGCUUGGUGGGUGCCGCUGUCCUCCAUUACUCUGGAGACCUGUCGCGCGACAGCGAACAAAGAGUGGCAUUGUUGUUGACCAGUUAAAGUAAUGUUUGAUGAGCCGCAAUAACUCUUGUCUUUGUGAGAUGACGACCUGUACGCUGCCCAUGAAGAUCAUUGGCGUAUCAAUUGCCGCCCCUCAUUUCAAUUGAUCGUGGAGGAUCUGGCAUGGCCCCCCGACGGCGACUUGGCCCAGUUGUAAGAAGUCCGCACGGCCGCAGCUU
This is a messenger RNA of Aureobasidium subglaciale EXF-2481, 641 nucleotides long. RefSeq lists its product as uncharacterized. NCBI's taxonomy places the organism in Eukaryota, Fungi, Ascomycota, Dothideomycetes, Dothideales, Saccotheciaceae. The record is from RefSeq and is a predicted model, not a curated record. The transcript has a single exon. Bases 124 to 462 code for a protein of 112 amino acids.